AUGGCUCAGCAUCGUCCAGCAGAUAGCAGAUAUCCCCCCGAUUCCUACCGGUCCCGGUUCGACGACCGAGACGGCCGCAUGUACGACGACCGCGCCUACUCGCGAUCCCGUUCUUUCUCUCCCCCCGAUGCCCGUCCACGGUCUACGGAUCGCGGAUACGUUUCGCCCGGCGGUACACGCUCCUCCCUGCAUGAGGUGACUACAGAGGCCGAGACCGGGAUGACUACCGUCGUCGCCCCUCACGCUCUCCGCCGCCACGACGUGGCCGGACGAGAUACAGGGAUCGCGACCGCGAGGGAUAUCGCUCCCCGGGAUAUGACAGUCGCAGCAGAAGCUACAGUCGGAGUCGCAGCCGUAGCCGUAGCCGCAGCCGCAGCGUGCGUCGCGGCCGUCAUUCGCACUAUGCCCGUUGUGCCUGUCGUUGAGACCAUCAGCUGCGCCACCUUUCCUGCCACUCUUCUGGAAGACAUGAAGCUGAGACGUGGAUGUCGCCGGGCGUACGCUCCGGUCGAUGCGUUGGACAGAUCUCGAGUGAACUCAAAGAAUAUUACCACGUGGAAGGCCUUGAAGACGUCCGAGUCAUACGGGAUAGACAGACCAAUAUCGCGCCAGAUAGGUUUUCUCCGCUUUUACAGUCUAGACGAUUCUCGCGCGUUUAUGGAACGCAAUGCCCCUGCCAUCUAUCUCUAUGGACGAAACGCCGGGAAUGGUGACCGUGGAGCUAAAGUUCGUAUAGCAUACAGCCGCGAAAGAGAAGAUCGCCGGGGUAGGGCCGAGGCCGAAUGGACGUGCAAAAUCUGCGGAUUCGACAACUUCGCAACGCGUCAGAAGUGCUUUCGCUGCCAAGCUUUGCGUGCAGUCGCGGAAGUGCCUUCUGGGAGCAACGCUCCCCGCGUCGCAAACAAUGGUGACAACGAUGUUGCCACUGACAAUACACCGUCCCAGUUCCUUCUAUUCAGAGGGCUGGAGGCCUCUGUGACCGAGGAGCUGUUCGCCAAGGGCGUCACAAAGCUCUACAAGCCGUCCAGUAACAAUGCCCAAGGCCAAGGACAAGGCGAAGGACAAGGCCAAGGCACUUCUAGCGCCCAGAAGAAGGGUGCCAAAGUCGCUUCGACCACUGGUGAUUCCAAUUUGGGAGCGCGAGAAGGCUCUCUGCGCCGAGUUUUGCUAGUGCGCGACCGUAAAACCAACGAAAGUUGGAGAUAUGGGUUUGCUGAAUUUGCCACCGUCGCGGAUGCGCAAGCUGCGUUGACCCGCCUUAAUUCGUUUGAGAAAUUCACCAUCUCAUCCAAGCCGGUUCUCGCGAGCUACAUCCAUGCAGGCGUUUUCGUUCCUGUCCCCAAUCCUACGCCGAGUACGGCAAGGUUUACCUUCAGUCCCUUGAAUAACCCUGAUAUGAAGCUGGCGUAUUGGGAUGAAGAUGCCUACGUGACGGAACUGGUGGUAUCAACUGCGGAGCUAGACAAUCCCGGCGGAAAGCAAAAAAGUGCCCAGGCCUCGGGUCAAGCAAAGGCUGAAAAAGAUGCCGAAAAGCCCAAGAAAAGGAAAGCCGAUGCAGGAACUAGUGGUGCGGCCGGAAAGAAGUUGGCAGUACCGUCGCAUCUUCAGUUCUGGAGUGAGCGCCACGCAGAGCUGCACGGGCUUCAAAAGAAGGACGGUGAUGAGCAAAACGCGGGCGAAUCGGUGUCCAACGCUGGGUCUGACGGCGGGGUGCCUACGGAUCCUGCAGCUCCUCCGAGUCAGUCUUAUGCUGACCCGAAUCGGAAUUGCUGCUACCUCUGCAUGCGUCAGUUCAAAUCGAUGGCGGAGGUCAACCGACACGAGCGCCUGAGUGAGCUGCAUCGCAAAAAUUUGCAGAGUGAGGAGUUGAGGGCCAAGGCGAUGGCUAAGCUGGCGAAGCAUGGUGUCCAGCUGCCAACGACAGAGUACCGGGAUCGUGCGAAGGAACGACGACAGGCGUUCGGAAGUUCGAAACCAUCUACGAAGCCCAAGCCGUCUGGUCCAUCUAAGGAGGAGGAAGCGCCAGCUGCCCCUCAGGCACCGUCCAAGGGCGCAGCCCUGCUGAGCAAGAUGGGGUGGUCUGCUGGUUCGGGGCUGGGCGCUCAGGGCACUGGUGUGACUGCACCGAUUGCAACAGAGGUCUACGCUCAGGGAGUGGGACUUGGUGCGCAGGGCAGUAAGCUGGGCGAUGCAGCUGAGGAAGCAAACCGAAACACGCGGAACCGGUACGAUGAGUUUCUGGAGCGGACCAAGGAUUUGGCUCGCGAGCGGUCAAUCAGUUAUAUCUAUCUCAGAAGUAAAAGCGGAUACAUCAUUCCAACAUCGUCAGAGUCAGCUAGACUGCAAUUCAUUCCAUGCCAUGACAUCUAUCCCGUCUUCUCGUUCGUCGUGGCUGUUUUGUUUGUUAUGCCCGUGGUCGUUUCGUUGACGGCCCGUGCAUUAGGACGACGGGCGACGGACGACAGAUAG
Messenger RNA from Rasamsonia emersonii CBS 393.64, 2469 nucleotides. RefSeq lists its product as uncharacterized. Gene Ontology annotation, cellular component: nucleus. The transcript has 12 exons. Gene Ontology annotation, molecular function: RNA binding. The record is from RefSeq and is a predicted model, not a curated record. Gene Ontology annotation, biological process: mRNA splicing, via spliceosome. NCBI's taxonomy places the organism in Eukaryota, Fungi, Ascomycota, Eurotiomycetes, Eurotiales, Trichocomaceae. Bases 1 to 2469 code for a protein of 822 amino acids.